AUGACCCGGAAGUAAUUCCAGAGACGGCGGGCCGCGUGGAUUCGUCUUUGGGUCUGGGUUGCUGCGGCUGCCGGGAUGACCAAAAUAAAGGCAGACCCCGACGGACCCGAGACUCCGGCGGAAGCGUGCUGCGGAGAGCGCACUUACCAUGAGCUGCUGGUCAAUCUGAACCCUAUCGCGCAGCCUCUGGCUUCUCGCAGACUCACGCGGAAGCUCUAUAAAUGCAUCAAGAAAGCGGUGAAGCAGAAGCAAAUUCGGCGCGGGGUUAAGGAGGUUCAGAAGUUUGUCAACAAAGGCGAGAAAGGGAUCAUGGUUUUGGCAGGAGAUACGUUACCAAUUGAGGUGUACUGCCAUCUCCCAGUUAUGUGUGAAGACCGGAAUCUGCCCUAUGUCUAUAUCCCCUCUAAGACGGACUUGGGUGCAGCUGCUGGCUCCAAGCGCCCCACCUGUGUGAUAAUGGUCAAGCCCCACGAGGAAUACCAAGAAGCCUAUGAUGAAUGCUUGGAGGAAGUGCAGGCCCUGCCACCUCCCUUGUGAAGGACUUGGACAGCAGCCUAGGCACCUGUUCCAGAAGCUGUUGAACUGGUACCAGAAUGAUUGCCCAUCCUCAUAGCAUCUUCCAAUUCCAUGAGGAUUCUUCCCAGCUAGCUCCAACAGCUGUUUGUUGAAGAUAGAGCCAGCAUCUUUCCAUCAGUUCCACUUCCUGUUGAGCUUCAAUGAAGAGAGUUCCAAGAAUAUGGAGUGGGAGAAGUAAAUGCUAAGACUAAAAUGUGAUGAGUCUGUGGGUGUUUUUUUUUUUUUUUAAAGCAUCAGCAGCUGGUGUAGCCAAGGAGUUGGCAGGCAGGAAAGAGUGGAAGCAUCCCUUCUCACCAGAGAACCCAAAGAAUGUUCAGUGCUAAUGCUUGGUCACUCAGGGCCCAUGCUUGGGUUUAAGCUAAGAAAUGAUUUUUUGGAGGGUGAGGGGUAGUAAGGAAGAUUGAACUCAGCAGUGCUUUAUCAUUGAACCAUAUCCUGAGCCCCUUUAUUGACAUAGGGUCUGAGUUGCUGACGCUGAUCUCAAACUUGUAAUCCUUUGCCUCAGACUCCUGAGUAGUUGAGAAGCUGAGAUUAUAAGCAUGCACCACAGUGCCCAGCUUGAGAAAUGAUUUUCCUGUGUACUCCAGAACUUUCAACUCUCAUUUUCAGGAGAAGCGUAGGCUUUGAGAUGAGGCAACAGGGCCUGCAGCCACUACAUAAGAGACAGUCCCAUUCCUCUUUUCUUCCAGGAGCUUUAAAAACCAUUGUGGACCCUGGGCACUGUGAUGUAUACCUGUAAUCCCAGCAACUCAGGAGGCUGAGACAAGAGGAUCAAAAGUUCAAUUCCAGCCUCAGCA
Molecule: messenger RNA, 1373 nt
Organism: Urocitellus parryii (Arctic ground squirrel)
Lineage: Eukaryota; Metazoa; Chordata; Mammalia; Rodentia; Sciuridae
Gene: Nhp2
Product: NHP2 ribonucleoprotein
Cellular component (GO): nucleolus
Molecular function (GO): RNA binding
Source: RefSeq, a predicted model, not a curated record